AGUAACAUUUCCCGAUAAAUGUACACAAAUGCAGUCGAUCUGUUGCAAACUGUGACAAAAUUGUGUAAGUUUUAUAAAUAAAAUUGAUCAAGAACUUAAGCGCAAUAAAGAGAAAACAGCGAAAGAAAGAUUAUACAAACACUACUGUAACGAGUCAAGCGGUCGAAAUUUAAGAAAAUUUGAAGCAACAAACACACGACUUGGUUAUGAAAUCGUUUUGCAACAAAUAGAAAUAUUCGCUUAUUUAUGUCGCAGUUUUAAUGCUGAAAGGUUAUGAGUUGGAGAUUAUUGUGCGUAAAAGAAAUCUGCAUUCACAAAGAAACUCUGACAAUAUCAUAUGAAAUUAAAUAGAAACGUCGAAAGAGACAACAUGAGGAAAUAUUAUCAAGCUGCUUUGGCUGUGAUCGCGGUAGUGAGCCUUGUAUCUCUGCUCGUCUAUAGACACGAAUAUAAUAGGCUAAGGUAUGUCCUAGAAGUUUUCAAUUAUUUCGGCAAGCCCGAACUGAAGAACGCAGACAUGAACUGCACAAACUUUGCUCCAACAUACACUGCAUUCAAUGCAAGAUUUGACGAACCAAUGCCCUCCUGGCAACGUCUGGAGGACGAUUUGUACGUUUACUCCGCGUACCGUCUCGACGACAGGAAUAUAAGAGCGGUUGCACUCGGCACUGCAAACAGUGUCGCAAGCGUGCAGUGCCUUGUGUUUUUCGAGAAUGAGAGCAAGCCUAUAUUAGGCAAUUUUAAGUUUCUUCCCAUUGUCAGUGAAAUUGCUUCGAGUCGAAAGGAUAACACAAAAUACGCAGGAUAUCAUUUUGUUUGCACGUACGUUAAUACCAAUGGCGUUAAGAUUCCUACCGGAGUGACGUUUCUCACCAAGUCCAACAAGUUCCUCAAUUACGCGCCUGUUCUUCCUAUAAAAUCGCAACCCGAGAGUUUGAGUCACAAGAGAAUAGGUGUGUGUGUGACUCAAUCGUUGACAAAACCGACUCAAGCCACGGAUAUAAUAAACUUCGUCAAUUUUCAUGCACUGAUCGGAAUGAACAACUUCAUCGUGUACGAUUCUGGAAUUCCGAAUGAAAUUAACACCAAACUGAAGGAAAUCGCUAACGAUCCAACUCUGUUCUGGAAGUUCACGUACACCGUUAUACCGUGGAACUUCCCUUUCAUGGACAUCGAUCAGAACGUAAUAAGAGAAAUCAUGGAAAUUGAUUGUUUGUAUCGCACGUACAACGGUGUCGCUUAUGCCAUUGUUCUUUCAUGGAACGAGUACAUGGUCCUCAAGUAUCAUCACACGGCGAUCGAUCUGAUGGUGGAUUUUGAACGUUACUCGAUUGGCAAACUCGGUCGAUUGACUACUCGACUGGCAGUCAGUCGGUACGCACUGAAUACUACGACGUUCUGCACACAGCAAGCCGAUAAUAAACAAUACACCGAUUCCAAUAUGAUGGUGUUGAAGAAGACAAUGAAAGUCAAUGGAAAUGUAGUCAAAGAUCAUUAUCCCAUUUACAUGUACGAUCCGUUUGCAUACGUGAAUUCUGUAAUAUCACAGAACUUCCAUCCACAUACCAAAGAGGCAGGAAUAGAUUUAGUUGCGAUUAACCAUUACAAAUAUUGUGACAAUUACAAAGACGGUCAGGGAGUGGAAGAUUCCGCGAUUCUGAGAUUUGCCCAGGAUCUACAGAACUCACCGAUACUCACGAAAUACUACAACAAUGUGCCUGACAUAGACAUAAAGUGAUACAAAUUAGCGAGAGGACUAGUUUUAAAUUGAUUGAUACUUGUACAAAAAGUCUUUCCUGAAUAAUGCUCCAUUCGCGCACAUACGUAUACCCCGUUUCUGUUCAUACGUUUUCACGAUUAUGUCUUUCAUAGGUGCCUUAAUCAUCGUGUCAUGACUACUCGGUUGUAUGUACACAUGUUAUAUCAAUACUUUAUACACAUCCGAAGCUUCAGAAGCUUCUAAUAAAAUUAUAAUUAUUGCUACACGAUUAUUGUCACUUCUUUCAUGAGCUCUUGUUUCGUGAUUUCCUUUUUUUCUCGUGUUUAUUAUUAAAUUACAUAGCGACAAAAAUUUAUCCAUGAUAUGAUUCACAAAAGUGACGAUAUUAUUGUAUUAUAGAUAUAAAAAAAAAA
Molecule: messenger RNA, 2133 nt
Organism: Pseudomyrmex gracilis
Lineage: Eukaryota; Metazoa; Arthropoda; Insecta; Hymenoptera; Formicidae
Exons: 2
Coding region: 338-1738 (466 amino acids)
Source: RefSeq, a predicted model, not a curated record